Messenger RNA from Chenopodium quinoa (quinoa), 3495 nucleotides. Its product is annotated as pentatricopeptide repeat-containing protein At1g18900-like. Gene Ontology annotation, molecular function: protein binding. The transcript is spliced from 2 exons. Bases 475 to 3135 code for a protein of 886 amino acids. The record is from RefSeq and is a predicted model, not a curated record. NCBI's taxonomy places the organism in Eukaryota, Viridiplantae, Streptophyta, Magnoliopsida, Caryophyllales, Amaranthaceae.
UGCGUAUAGAAAGUGAGAUAUAUACGUUUAAACACGCGCCUUUAAAACCGUAAAAAGUCAAAUAUGGCAAAAAAUAAGGGACAAAGGGAGUAAAAAUUACGCCUUAUCCUAUAUUUGAGCGAAAAUUAUUGCGUACCAGUUUGCGUUUUCAAAAUCAAAAGUAAAAAAAGGUGUAAAUUUUUGCCAAACAAGGUCAAAAGGUAAAAAGAAAAAAAAAGAAAAAAAAAAUCCUUUUUUAAAAGAAAAAAACUACAAAAAAGUAGGGCAAACAAAAUCAAUAAGAAUCUGAAGCAAAAUCAGGUCUUUUAACACUUUACCUUAACAGCCACCCCAGCUUGCUUGGAGAAAACUCUAAGAGUUGACUGCAAGCGGGCGAAGAAGAAGAGCCGCCUACAUUAUCACCCCUUCUUUCUCUCUCUUCUGGUGAAUUUCAUUACCCACAUGCGAAUUCUGGUUUGACUGCAUUUUAAUGCUAUGCUUCGAGCCAAGCAGAUCAGUAGCUUUUCCAAUUGUGCUAGAUCCUUAUUAUAUAGCGGGUCAAGAUGUAGUACAGCUGAUGGGAGCUCAUGCUCAUGCGCUGAUGAUGAUAAAUGUGCUUCAAGGAGACAGACUACAUUGCUUCGGCCAAAACCAUCGGCCGUGGUGCCUUUGCCUGCUGCAAGGGUAGAUUCUGUAGUCUCAAAGGAUGCAGGGAGAACUUCUCAAAAACCAGAAGAUGGCAACUGCUCUACUUCUCGUCCACAAGUUGUCUCUCUUUCAAGCGCUUUGGGGAAACCUGACUGUGUAAAUUAUUCCACCAGCAUUAAUUCUGAGCAGAAUGAUGUGACACAGUCUUCAGCUCACAUAACAGACCAGUUGGUCAAGGUAGGUAUUGCUGCAGUAGGUUUUAUAUCAGAUGUUGUGAAUUAUAAGAUUCCUCUGACAGAUGGAAGUGAAACAGCUUCUUCUGCACAAACCUAUAUGGUUGGUCAUAGUAGACCCCGAUCAACUGUCAAACCUUCAUCUGUAAAUUCUGUAAAGAAAGAAGAUUUUUAUGAUGUACAUGAGAAACCUUCGUCGAGAAAGGAGGCUGCUUCUAGUCCCUCAGUGAAUUAUCAGGGUCCUAAAUGUAAAACUGAUCAUCAAGGGCCUGCUGAAGCUUUCAGCCACGAGACUAUUAGAAAGGUCGGAGGUUCGGUAGGAACUCAGGCUGUAGCAUCAGAUAAGAAAAGCUACAUAGGAACCCAGGGUACAGCUUCAGAAAAGAAAAACUUCAUAGGAACUCAGGGUGUUUCAUCGGAAAAGAAGAAUUAUAGUUCUCAGAAAUCCAAAGCAUACAUUAAUAGCCCUAAUGUACAGGCCUCAAAAACAAAGUUUACUGGCAGAGUUCCUCACUAUAUCAAUAAUUAUGCUAGGGAUUAUAAAUAUCAGGCGGGAACUGCUCCAUUUUCUAGGCAGUAUGUGAGCACUGCACAAGUUAAUAGUGUUCUAGAUAUAUUGAAAAGGCUGAAAUGGGGUCCUGCAGCAGAAGUUGCACUUGAGAAUCUCAAUUUCUCGAUGGAUGCUUAUCAAGCAAAUCAAGUUCUGAAGCAGAUUCCAGACUACGUUGCUGCACUUGGCUUCUUCUACUGGUUGAAACGCCGAGUAGGUUUUAAACACGAUGGGCAUACUUAUACAACUAUGGUGGGCAUCUUGGGCCGGGCUAAACAGUUUGAUGCAAUUAAUGUCUUGCUUGAGCAGAUGAUCAGGGAUGGAUGUGAGCCUAAUGUAGUGACCUACAACCGUCUGAUUCAUAGCUAUGGGCGUGCUAACUAUCUCAAUGAUGCAGUAGGUGUUUUCCACCAAAUGCAGGAAGCUGGUUGCGAACCUGACAGAGUCACCUAUUGCACACUUAUUGAUAUCCAUGCAAAAUCAGGUUAUCUUGAUGUUGCCUUGCACAUGUAUCAAAGGAUGCAGGAAGCAGGCCUUUCUCCUGACACAUUUACGUACAGUGUUAUGAUCAACUGCUUGGGAAAGGCUGGCCACUUGGCUGCUGCUCAUAAGCUGUUCUGUGAGAUGGUUGAUUCGGGCUGUAUCCCAAAUCUUGUUACUUACAACAUCAUGAUUGCCUUGCAAGCCAAGGCAAGAAACUACCCUGUUGCCCUGCAGAUCUAUCGUGACAUGAAAAAUGCAGGAUACGAGCCUGACAAAGUCACAUACAGUAUAGUGAUGGAAGUCCUUGGACAUUGUGGAUAUCUUGAGGAGGCAGAAGCAAUAUUUUUUGAGAUGAAAAAUAAGAAUUGGGUUCCUGAUGAACCUGUUUAUGGGCUUCUUGUGGACUUGUGGGGUAAAGCUGGGAAUGCUGAAAAAGCUCUGCACUGGUAUCAAUCAAUGCUGCAAGCAGGCUUGUAUCCUAAUGUGCCAACCUGUAAUUCUUUGCUUAGUGCUUUUCUUCGAGCUCAUCGACUUUCAGAUGCUUAUAAUGUGCUCCUAGGGAUGGUUAAUAUGGGACUAAAUCCUUCACUUCAAACUUAUACUUUGCUCCUCAGUUGCUGUACUGAAGCUAAAUCAUCCUUCAAUAUGGGAUUUUGUGGGCAACUUAUGGCCAUAACGGGCCACCCAGCGCAUGUUUUUCUGCUGAACAUGCCAGCAUCAGGGCCUGAUGGACAGAAUGUUCGGGAUCACGUUGGAAGGUUCCUGGACGUGAUGCACAGUGAAGACAGAGAAAGUAAACGAGGACUCAUUGAUGCUGUUGUAGAUUUUCUUCACAAAUCAGGCUUGAAGGAGGAGGCUGGUUCUGUGUGGGAGGUUGCAGCCAUGAAGAAUGUGUACCCUGAUGCUGUGAGGGAAAAAAGCUCUUGUUAUUGGCUAAUCAACUUGCACGUCAUGUCAGAUGGAACUGCAGUGACUGCUCUUUCUCGGACACUAGCCUGGUUCCGCCGCCAGCUGCUGAUGUCAGGUGUGGGUCCCACCAGGAUCGACAUUGUGACUGGUUGGGGUCGACGGAGUAGGGUGACAGGAGCGUCGUUGGUGAGGCAGGCUGUUCAAGAGUUGCUCAAUAUGUUUAGCUUUCCAUUCUUCACUGAAAAUGGAAAUUCUGGGUGCUUUGUGGGGUGUGGGGAGCCCCUGAACAAAUGGUUGCAGCAGUCAUGUGUUGAGCGGAUGCAUUUGCUCUAGCAACAUUUCUGCAUGGUAUGUUAGUUGCAUUUUUGUGGCGGAUGCCGGAUAGAGCAACUAGCAUCACUAUUUUCGAGUAUAAUAAAUUGGUGUAUUUAGCUAUGGCCUGUAUGUACGUAGUUGAUUAGCAUUGCCAUUAGGUGCCUAGUUUAUCAUUUUUAUAUAUCUUAGCUGCAAAUUUAGCUAGGCAUUUUUGAAGUGUUCGUUUUAUCAGUUAAUCGCGGGUAUUAGAAGCUUGUUAUGGCUGAGAUGCGGGUUUGCAACCUUGCAGAUGCAUUUAAUUUAGUUUUUGUAAAGCUAUCCAUAUUUUAUAUGUACUAUGGAAAAUUUCGAGGAAGGAAUCUGUUAUUUUAGCUAAAA